AUGCCAAAGGCCAAGACGGUGCUGCCGAGGGUUCCGCUCCACUGCAGCUGCGGUGCCACAACUGACACCGCAACCUGGGGCAGAUUCCUUUACUCCAUACGUGGAGAAGAACGCGUUCCUGAGGGAGGAAAGUGCGCCUUAUGCGUUAACUUUGCACGGCGCAUGAAGAGGAAAGGCCAAAAGAAAGUGACGGCAAAGAUGAGGGCGCAGCAGUUCGCGAGAGCAAACGGAGCACUGCAACAGGCAAAAGGGCUUCUGCGAGCCGUGGAGGAUAUGCUGCUGAACGCAGCCGCAAACUCUGGCCAAGACGUGAGAGCCUUGCUCCAGGAUGAAGGUUGA
Molecule: messenger RNA, 339 nt
Organism: Cladocopium goreaui
Lineage: Eukaryota; Dinophyceae; Suessiales; Symbiodiniaceae
Source: the annotation of a GenBank genome assembly